Chanos chanos (milkfish) is the source of this 864-nucleotide messenger RNA. RefSeq names its product endonuclease domain-containing 1 protein-like. NCBI's taxonomy places the organism in Eukaryota, Metazoa, Chordata, Actinopteri, Gonorynchiformes, Chanidae. Bases 1 to 864 code for a protein of 287 amino acids. Gene Ontology annotation, molecular function: metal ion binding; hydrolase activity; nucleic acid binding. The transcript is spliced from 2 exons. The record is from RefSeq and is a predicted model, not a curated record.
AUGUCCUUCUCCUCGAUCCUGCUGACCCUCUCCUUCUUUUUUGUCUCCAUACACUCCAGCAUUGAUCCCUCCUUCAGGAGCUGCGCCCACUUCUUCUACAGGCAGAUGGCUCCGAGAGGAGCGAGGGCACAGGGUCUUCGUCCAGUCUGCCAACUUUACCGUGGUCAGCCGAUGUACGCCACCCUGUACGACCAAACUCGCCGUAUGCCUUUUUAUUCUGCAUACAUCUUCAGAGGCUCUGAUGGCAUGAAGAUGAAUAUGUUUCCUUGGAUGUAUGAACCGCAGCUCUUCAGAGCAUCUGAGACGGGUAAUAUGCAGCCCUUCCCUCCUGCAGGAGCUGAUCAGCGAUUGGAGGAGAGUCAGGCCGUGCUAGCUGACUAUACAAACGCUGUGGCUUAUGAGCGCGGCCAGCUCAACCCCGACCAGCACCAGUCUAGCCCAGCGGCCAAGGCAGCCACUUACACCCUGACCAACGUAGUGCCAAUGGCCAAGGACUUCCUCCAAAAUCACUGGGAUCCUUACCUGGACACCAUUCGCCAGCGCCUCAAUAUCUACUGUCGCAGCACGGCGUACGUAAUCUCUGGCAUAACCACCACUGGACGUACCCUUCUCAGGCCAAACGCCCGCGGACUGACUGUCCCAAAACACGUCUGGUUGGCUUAUUGCUGCCCAGACUUUGACCCUGGUAUGCCUUACAGUUUACGUUAUAAAUUUCCCUCAUAUGCUGCCUAUGGGCUCAAUGAAGUUUACGAUAAUUUCGUCAGUGAGGUUUCGUCUAAGAGUCUGGAAGCCCUGGUCAAGACAGAAAUGCCUGUAGAUCAAAACUUUCAGCUGUUUGAUGGCAACUGUGUUGGAGAAUCAUAA